AAAAAAAACGAAAAAGUGCUUUUUGAGUGAAUUAAUUCUAAAGAUAGGUAAUUCUGGAAGUAUUUAUAAUAAAAGAUAUCUUCAAUUUAUAAAUAGCAUUUAAGCGUUCUAGUGCUUCAUAUUCUUUAAGAAUGUCGCAUACUAUCUUACUAGUCCAACCUGGUCCUAGACCGGAAACCAGGACAUACUCAGAUUAUGAAAGCGUCAAUGAUUGUAUGGAAGGAGUUUGUAAAAUAUACGAGGAGCAUUUGAAGAGAAGAAACCCUAAUACGCCGACAAUCACUUACGACAUUUCUCAGUUGUUUGAUUUUGUUGACCAGUUGGCAGACUUAAGCUGUCUUGUAUACCAGAAAUCCACAAACACUUAUGCACCAUACAACAAGGAUUGGAUUAAAGAGAAAAUAUAUGUUUUACUACGCCAAGCAGCUGGUCAGAGCGAUUGAAUUAGACCUUAGUUUUAAGGUUUUAAGAAUUUCAUAAAAUAUAAUUGUUGCUUUAUUAUGGUGUGAACACCUUGGCUGAAAAGAAAUGACGGAUUUAUGUCACCCCAUUUAACAGGAUUGAUUAAACUUAUCCUAAACCUAUUACUGAUUACAUGAUUAACACAUAUUCUUGUUUAAGUUUUUUUUUCUUUAAUAUUAAAAAAAGAACUGAACAUUGUUGUAGCAUCUGAUACACCUUAUGAUCUGGAAAACUGGGACUGAUCUGUUUAAGUAUUAAAUGAAUAAAUAAGACAGAUAAGUAUUUGUUAACACUAUAACCAAUGUUUGUCUCUUGCAUAAAAAUUAAAGAUUAAAAUUAAAUACAACAUUACAAUCAUUUUUUUUUAAAUUACAAGGCUCAGUAUCAGUCCCCUUAUUUUUUAUGAUGAAAGGAAUUUCUUCUCAUAAAAUGGAUUUAUAUUUACAUUAUAAAUGCAAACAUGAAAAAAAUAUAGAUAUUCUAGAAAUCGAUUUCUUGGGAAUCGACAUAUUAGCAUACAGUUUGAAUCUAUUUAAAAAAUCGAUCUUUUUCGGAAAGAAUCAACAUCCCUACUGACAAUAAUAAUAAAAAAUAGCGUCAGUUUCAUGGUAUGAAUUGACAUAAAUAUUGCAAAAAUAUUUUUGAUUUUCAAUAUUUUUUUCUCAAAAAGUAUGUGUUUCUGCAUAUUGAAACUUUGUGUGUAUGCUUAUAAAAAUGUAAUCUUUCUGUAAAAAUACGUAUCAACACCAAUGUUGACGGACGUCAAUGGAAAGUCGUACCAAUUACAAUACUAAUUCUUACCUAUAAUGUUUAGUUUUGCUAGUUUUAAAACAAAAUCACUGUCAUUCCUUAAACGGUCCUCUUACUUAUACUGUAAAUUCAGCACUUCACAUCAUUGGGGAUUAAAAAAGUUAUAAACUGCUUUCUUAAUCAGGUGCUACUACUUUUUCAUUUUUAAUCAUUUUGCAUUCACUGAAAAAAUGUAAACAAAAUUUAAUUCCUUAGCAAGCAAAUGCCAAGUGCUAAACCAUAGUUUUUACAGAAUAUCUAAUAUAUCAAAAGUGACAUACCAAGUGUAUUUAAUUAUUAAAGAAAACUAUAUCUUUGUCUAUUUUAUCGAAUCCUAAAUCACCAUUUAUUCAAGUUUUGCAUAUGAUUUGGAGAGCUAGAAAAUUGCAAGUGCUUUAGACUACAUUAAUCUGUUGAGUACUAUAUUAAAAUAUUAAUAAAUACAACUUAAAUUUCUUUUAUCAAUUUAUGUUGGGGAAGCUAUCAGCUUGGCAAAUUGUUGUUUGUAUUUUAAAUCUUCCCAUUUGCUAAAAUGCAACAAUAAAUAAUAAAAUAAAUUUCUGUGAGUAGCAACUCACAGAAAUUUAUUUGAGACCUUAUUUUGUAAACUUCAGAGCAUAUUGUUGGUCCAUAUUGAGGUGAGGCAUAACACAUGCUCUGUAAGAUUUUGUGUGUUGUAUUUUAUUGCAGCUACCAAAACUAGUAAGGAAAUUUCAAGUAAAGAAAAGAAGUUGUAUGCCUUAUUUUAUAAAAAUGUGAUUUCACGUAAUUACCAUAAAAGAUUUCAUCUUUGUUUAGUUGUUAUAAAUUUAAUAGCAAGUAAUUCUAGCAAUAAAGAUACAUUAGUAGGGAAUACUAAAUACUUUUGAAUAUUUUUUUUUAAUAUGCUAGUAACACUGUAAGAGAUAUUAUAUAGUACCUUGGCACUUUUUAAAUCAUAUAAUAGUCAAGUAGCUAUAAUUUUCGCGACAAAAUUAAAGCGUGAAUUAACUCUUUUUAAGUGUAUCUAGAAAUAGCAUAAGUUCAAAUAUAACAUUAUAUUUUUCUAAGUUUUUCAUGUUCUGAAACAAAAUAAUAAAUUUUUGUAAAAGUGUUCAAACAAAGUUCAAAAAUACCUUUUUGGUAAAAGUUCAUCUAUAUUGCAAUUACGAAAUUGCAUCUAUAAAGCAAUAAAAAUUUUAAGUAAAUUUUUACUUUAAAUUUUUUUUGUUUUACUACGUCAUGUUUGUCUUUGAUUAUUGAUAGCACAGAUUAAUGUGUGAUAAUUUUGUUACUACAUUUUGUUACUUUUAAUAUUAUCAUAAGUAUAAUUAAUAUAAGACAUUUUGUGACAAUCG
Parnassius mnemosyne (clouded apollo) is the source of this 2588-nucleotide messenger RNA. NCBI's taxonomy places the organism in Eukaryota, Metazoa, Arthropoda, Insecta, Lepidoptera, Papilionidae. The record is from the annotation of a GenBank genome assembly.